This is a messenger RNA of Brassica oleracea var. oleracea, 735 nucleotides long. RefSeq lists its product as uncharacterized. NCBI's taxonomy places the organism in Eukaryota, Viridiplantae, Streptophyta, Magnoliopsida, Brassicales, Brassicaceae. The coding region runs from base 1 to 735 and encodes 244 amino acids. The transcript is spliced from 5 exons. The record is from RefSeq and is a predicted model, not a curated record.
AUGAAGUUUGGGGUUGAUAACUGCCUUGCAACAGAAGUAACCGAGACGAUUAAAGGUUACUUCUCCAUGGCACAUCCCAACUGGAAAUCCACUCCGAUCUACAUCAGAAGGACGUGGUUCAAGAUUUACGCUGGUGACUGGAUCGUGAAGGGCUAUGAGCGGUGCAAACCCACAACCAUCACCACGGACGUGUGGGAUGGCCUCAUCCGUUACUGGAGGGAUCCUGAUGCCAUGAGAGUCGCCCAGUCUUGCUCCGCCUCCCGUAACUCGGUAGAUGAGCACGGCCACAGGGCGAUGCAACAUAGUACGGGCCAAAAGCCACACGCCCGCGUCCGUUUGGAAAUGGCCAAGGAGUUGGGACGUUUACCGACUCUUAUGGAACUUUUCGAUCGGACCCACAAGAACAAGGCGGGCGCAUUUGUAGAUGAGAAGUCUGAGAAGAUCUACAAUGAUGUGGCAGCUCGUAUUGACGAGCGUGAGACCCAGCUGGCGCAGGAGUCCGCCGACGGAUCACCCGUCGUCUUAUCCACAAUAGAAGUGGAUAGAAUUUACGAGGAGUACGAUGUUAUUGGUAAUUAUCGGACAAGCUUUCAUCCGUACAAAAUUGGGUUCUUCCACGCGACUUUUGUUGCAAAACCAAAUGAUUUUCCAAGUGAAGUUCCCGAGAAGUAUUUGGCUGAUUACACUGAAAUUCCUGGUGGAAAAGCUGAUAACAGCUGUUUGGUUGGUAAGUAA